Molecule: messenger RNA, 1683 nt
Organism: Spirodela intermedia
Lineage: Eukaryota; Viridiplantae; Streptophyta; Magnoliopsida; Alismatales; Araceae
Source: the annotation of a GenBank genome assembly
AUGUUAGCGGGGUUGAUGAACCUCGGGAGGGCCUGCUGGCAGCCAUCGUCCAGUAGGUAUGGGCACUCUGGUGCUGACGCCGUCGGCCGGCAGGAUGGUCUCCUCUGGUACAAGGACAUCGGGCAUCACUUGAAUGGGGAAUUCUCCAUGGCCGUCGUCCAGGCCAACAGCUUGCUCGAGGACCAGAGCCAGGUCGAGUCAGGUCCCCUCAGUUCCCUGGAAUCCGGCCCCCACGGGACCUUCGUCGGGGUUUACGACGGCCAUGGCGGACCUGAGACAUCCCUCUACGUGAACGAGCACCUCUUCCACCACCUGAAGAGUAAGCAACUUCUGAUCUUGUGAUUGUUCUCUUGCAAGAAAAAUAUACUGAUUUUGUCCUUCAUUCCUGUGCGUUGAUAACGCUGAUGCGAAUCUAUGUCUGCUAGGGUUCUCGACAGAGCAGCAAUCGAUGUCCGCCGAUGUCAUAAAGAAGGCCUUCCAAGCUACGGAAGAGGGCUUCCUCUCCCUGGUCGCCAAGCAGUGGCCGGUGAAGCCGCAGAUUGCUGCCGUCGGCUCUUGCUGCCUGGUCGGCGUCAUCUGCGGGGGAAAUCUCUACGUUGCGAACCUAGGAGACUCUCGCGUGGUCCUCGGGAGGCUCGUCAGGGCCACCGGAGAGGUCCUAGCGAUCCAGCUCUCUGUAGAACACAACGCGAGCGUGGAGUCCAUACGGCAGGAACUGUACUCUAUUCACCCAGAUGAUCCUCAGAUUGUGGUCUUGAAGCAUAAUGUCUGGCGCGUGAAGGGCAUCAUACAGGUUUUUUUUUUCUCAUCUUCUUUUUAUUGCUUUAUUUGUUGAUUUAAUUUUGCAUUAAUCAUAGGUGAAAACUAUGCGACAGUGCUUUGAAUCACCAAAUAAAAUGGUCCCGAUGUGAUUUUUUUGUCCGCAUAAAUUCCCUGUUGUUCAUUGGAUCUUAUAAUGCGCGGUGCAGCCCGCAUGCUUCUUCUUCCUCUGCUGUGUAUUGAUGUCGUCUUCGGUUCCCCCCAUCUUGCAGGUUUCUCGGUCGAUUGGAGACGUGUAUCUGAAGAAGGCGGAAUUCAACAGAGAGCCUCUUUUCUCGAAAUUCCGCCUCCGAGAGCCUCUGAAGAGGCCGAUUCUGAGCGGCGAGCCUUCUAUCCAUGUUCAGGCGCUGCAACCAUACGACCAGUUCCUCAUCUUCGCCUCCGAUGGUCUCUGGGAGCAUCUCAGCAACCAGGAAGCCGUUGACAUUGUCCGACGCCAUCCGCGCAAUGUAAGCCGUUGACGAGUCUUUCACUUCCCAGUUGGGUGCAAGAUCGUAAUCUCUUUCUCGGCUUUUGGGCCGGAUUAAAAUACUCGAUCGCCCAUAGUUAACGCCGGCGGGAGCCAGUGGGGCUAAUAUCUCUGCAUGUCCACAGGGUAGCGCCCGGAGGCUCGUGAAGGCGGCCCUGCAGGCCGCGGCCAAGAAGAGGGAAAUGAGGUACUCCGACUUGAAGAAGAUCGAUCGGGGCGUGAGGCGGCACUUCCACGACGACAUCACCGUCGUCGUGGUCUUCCUUGACUCGAAUCUGGCUGGCGGAGCCGCCGCCUCCUCCUUCAGGAACCCGGCCGUCUCUGUGAGAGGGGGAGGCAUCAGCGUCCGACCCAGCUCUCUUGCCCCCUGCGCCACCCUACCCGAGCUGGGUUAA